AUGUCGAAAUUACUCAAGAAGCCCGUCAAGCUCGCCUUGAUACAGCUUGCCAGCGGCGCAGAUAAAUCCCACAACCUCACCCACGCACGAGACAAAGUCCUCUCCGCCGCCCAAUCCGGCGCCGGCAUCGUCGUCCUGCCAGAAUGUUUCAACUCGCCCUACGGCUGCGACUACUUCCCCUCGUACGCCGAAACCCUGCUCCCCUCCCCACCAACACCCUCCCAAUCGCCCUCCUUCCACGCCCUGUCCGCCAUGGCGAAAGAGGCGCACGUCUACCUAAUCGGUGGCUCGAUUCCGGAACUCGAUACCGAGACCAAAAAAUACUACAACACGUCCCUGACGUUCGGGCCCAGCGGGGAUCUACUAGCUACGCAUCGCAAGGUACAUCUUUUUGACAUCGAUAUACCCGGCAAGAUCACGUUUAAGGAGUCUGAGGUGCUAUCGCCCGGGAAUAAGGUUACGAUUGUGGAGUUUCCCGAGUAUGGGAAAGUGGCUAUAGCGAUCUGCUACGAUAUCCGGUUCCCGGAGCUGGCGAUGAUAGCCGCGCGCAAGGGGGCCUUUGCGUUAGUUUAUCCAGGCGCGUUUAAUACGACGACGGGGCCGAUGCAUUGGAAAUUGCUGGGGCAGGCGAGGGCGGUGGAUAAUCAGGUUUAUGUGGCGUUGUGUAGUCCGGCGAGGGACGAGGACGCGAGUUAUAGGGCGUGGGGACAUAGUUUGGUUUGUGAUCCGUUGGCGGAGGUUUUGGUGGAGGCGGGGGAGAGGGAGGAGACUGUUUUGGUGGACUUGAGUGGGGAGAAGAUUGAGGAGAGUAGGAAGGGGAUUCCGGUUUAUGGGCAGAGAAGGUUUGAUGUUUAUCCGGAUGUUAGUAAGGGGGAGGUCAGGUUUGAGGAUGAGGUUUGA
Messenger RNA from Mollisia scopiformis, 900 nucleotides. Its product is annotated as carbon-nitrogen hydrolase. Gene Ontology annotation, cellular component: mitochondrion. Gene Ontology annotation, biological process: oxaloacetate metabolic process; L-glutamine metabolic process. Bases 1 to 900 code for a protein of 299 amino acids. The transcript has 2 exons. The record is from RefSeq and is a predicted model, not a curated record. Gene Ontology annotation, molecular function: omega-amidase activity. Lineage: Eukaryota; Fungi; Ascomycota; Leotiomycetes; Helotiales; Mollisiaceae.